UCCCUUUAGCAGAGGAAAUCCCGGCAGGAUGCUGCUCGUGAAACUUUAUUAUUAUUUUCUCUUCACCCAAGGUUUUUCCCACAAUAAGCGCGCCUCGCUGCAGCUCAUGGACGCGCGUACCUUGUCGCUUGGGUUCUGCAUUUCCUAGAACACGCAAUGCGUUUGUGAAUAUCAUCAUCAUCAUCACCUUUAUUGACUGGUCGCGUGCGUUCCGUUGGAGGAAGAGGAGUGAAGAAGGCUCCCGAUGUAGUGAGCGAACUGGACACCACUCGACGCAUCGCUUGCCGACAGACGACGAAGAGGCACCCACAGGCUCAACGCGACGGUGAGAAGAACACCAUUCACCUCGCGCCUCCGAUUAGCGCGCUUGGCUACGUACGGUGCGAAAGAAGUUGAACGUAUAUACCUAUGCACAGUAACGUUUUUCUUUUGUGUUCGGUUAGAACGCGUAAAUAGAAAUGUGUCGUUAACCCGCCACCACACGACGCAGCCAGUUAGCAAAGGUCUGUCUCGUCAACAAGACGCCAAUUAGUUACUCGUUCGUCACGCCGGUGUGUUGGAGAGUAAAACCCACAACAUUUACAAUUUCGGUACCGUCACGUGUUGCUGGCGACACGUCCGUUCAAGAUGCAUUCCACUCUCGCGUGAUUGCCACACAAAUCCGAUCGUGAAUAUUUACCCGGAGCGCACCAUGAGCGCGUCGAGCUCCUUCCUCUGGGGCAGAGUCGCUUCGGCGCCGUCGGCCCCUCUAGCCGCGACGCGCCUCCUCCUCCUCCUCGUCAUCCUCCCGGUCCUCUGCGCCAUCCUCCGGGGCGCCACCGCCCAGCCGUGCCCCGCGCCGUGCCACCACUGCCGCGGAGGCCUCGUCUCCUGCCAGGACGUGGGCCUCGUCUCCUUCCCCAGGCACUUGCCCCGCUCGACCACCGCGCUGCGGCUGAGCGGCAACCGCCUGCUGCGGCGCGUGCUGCCGUCCGACGUGCGCGCGCUGCCCCGGCUCACCGCGCUGCUGCUGGACAACUGCGGCCUCUCGCGCCUCCGGCCCAAGGCGUUCUCCAGCCUCGGUGUCCUGCGCCGUCUCUCGCUCGGCGGCAACGGCCUGCGCAGGCUGGACGUUGGCACGUUCGGCGGGCUGGCCAAGCUCCAGGACCUGCGGCUGCACGAUAACCUCAUCGACGUCUUGCCCAGGGAUGUGUUUCUGGAGUUGACUUCGCUGCGUCACCUGCAGCUGCAGAACAACCUGCUGGCGGGCGUGAGGGAUGGGCUCUUUGCGGGCGUGGGAAGGCUGUCGACGCUAACCCUCGACGACAAUUCCAUCGCGAGCAUCUCAGACGCGGCCUUCGCCACACGAUCGGAUCUCCGCAGUCUCUCCCUGGCCAAUAACAACCUGACCCAGAUUCCGUCGAGCGCCCUCGCGAGGCUCAAGAACCUCAACCGGCUGGUCGUUUCUGGCAACCGCAUCACACGGAUACAUCCCUUCGCUUUCAAGGGACUUUCCAAGCUGGUGCACCUCAUCCUCGACGACAUGCAGUUGCUGGCGAUAGCUGAGAACGGCUUUGCCGGACUGGGCAGCACCGAGCGCCUUUACCUGAGAAGGAACCACCUGAAGGCCCUCAGCGCCGACGUCCUCAGGCCCCUCGUGAAACUCGAGGAGCUCCACCUCGAUGGGAACUCGCUGACGGCGCUGACCGACGACUUGCUCGCCGGCCCAUCCGCCUCCUUGCGCGUGCUCGCGCUCGCAUCGAAUCAGCUGUCCCGCGUCUCCCCCGAGCCGUUCGUCUCCUCCGCGUCGCUCGCCCGACUCCAGCUCAGCGACAACCCCUUGCUUUGCGACUGCGGCGCGCUGCCCCUCCGGCUCUGGGUGGCGACAGCGGCGGUCGCCCACGUCGACGUCCGCUGCCGGUUUCCCGAGCGGCUGCGGGGCCAGCGCCUGGACAGAGUCCCGCGCGAGUCGCUGGGCCACUGCCACGUCCGGGGAUCACAAAAGUCCGAGGGCAAAGAGGAGGAGGUGGAAGAGGUGGAGGCACGUUCGCAGUCGCCCACCUCGCCCCUUCUCCACGCCAGCGCGGCACCGCGGCUUCGCUCGAGAAACGUCAGCGCGCUCGCACGGAAACUUCCACGCGGCCGCGUCGAGGGGCGACGCGUCCCGACGUCGUACGCCUCGAAGCGCAGCCCUGACGGCGCGUCCGGGUCGUCGGUGGCGACGGGAUCCCAGGUGGAGUCGGAGGGGCGCUCGCCUCGUCCGGGGCCUCCCUGCGACGGCCGCGCCGCCGAGGUCGACACGGCCUUCAACGCGGUGCUCGGUCUGCUCAUCGUGUCGCUCUGCGUCAGCGCCGCGUCCGGCGUGGCCGCCUCGCGGCUCUGGAGGCGGCUGAGGAUGCGCGACGGGGACGGCGGCGGCGGCAUCGUGGAGUCGUCGCGCUGCUCGAUGAGGUCGCUGCCUCCGCGAUACCGACCCUCGUGCGGCACCUCCGAGCCUCCGCCGUGGCCUCGUUCGCCGACGGCGCCCCCCGCGAUGCCCAUCAGCACCGUGGAGCUGGACCGCGCGCUGCUCCUGAGGUUGUUCGAGGAGGACGGGCCCCAAGUGGUGCUCUUUGAGCACACGGUGCUGUAGGGGUGACGGCUCGGCCAGAUUCAUGAUCGCUGUAAUAAACUGUUGCACUACUUUUUUUAAAUUUCAUUUUGCCAGGUAAGGCCCACUGAGCUGUAUAGCUCUUUUUCAGAAGCGACGUGGCUCGCACAAAUGAGAGCGUGGCUUAUCAUGUGGAUUGUUUUGAUUGAUUUCCACCUCCCUCCCCUGGGGGCGGGACGAUGGAUGGGCCGAGAUGGGAUGAAGUCAACCCCUCGACUCAAGCGGGAGUUAAACUCGCAACCCUUGCCAUUGCGAGCCUCUUGCUCGCUCGCUCGCUGUUCCGCUGUUCCAACGGAGCUGUGUUAACGAAAACAAACUUUUUAUUUAACCAGCUAAUGCCCACUGAGCUACAUAGCUCCGUUUCAAAAGCGACCUAGCCACAAAUGAUAGCUCAACGAAGUAGCUUAUCACGUUGACAUUUAUAGCAGACAAAUACUCUAAACGCGUGUUGUCGAUUCUAAAUGUGGAUGGAAAAACAAGAAGACCCGGAGAAAAAUCUACGCGACCACGGGGAGAGAAAGACACGCAAACUCCAAAUAUGCAGGUGCCAUGGUUGGGAUCGAACCCAUGCUCUCCUAGAUAUCAGGCGAGGGUGUUAGCCAUCUCGCCACCACGGCACCCCAUGAUCACGAUGAUGAUGAUAAGGGGCUUAAUGUCAGCUGGAGCUGUUGGGGAAUAAGCUCUGGAAAUUAUAUGUUCAGGGGUCUCUGGAAACAAAUGAUCCCAUCAGAAACUAAGUCCUGAUUUUGUCGAUGUCAUGAUUGAUUUGAAUUACUCGCUUCCGAACUCGCCGUCGUGCUGGGCGCAAUGCAAAAAAAGUACGUCUCGAUUGUUCACGGGACAUAUUUGUGUUUGUUUCGCCGUGUCUCGUGCAGAGGUGGACAACAUAUACACAUAUUCUUUGGGUCUUUCGGUAAAGCCACGAAGAUAUAAAAAAAUAAUCAAAAUAAUAACGAUAUCACGACCUUUCGAUCGCAACACAAGCAAUCGCAACUCUUUUUUCACCUGAUGACGAUUGCUUGUGUUGCGAUCGAAACGUCGUGAUAUUGUUAUUAUUUUGAUUACUUUUUUCUAUCUACGUGGCUUUACCAAAAGACCCAAAGAAUAUGAAUUCCUGCAGUCACCAAAGCUUUUUGUCAAGAUUUAACAUACGCACACUAAAAAUAUAUUACACGUGUAAAUACAAAGAACUGCAUUAAUCUGGGAAAUCAUCACGAACACUCAAGUCUCCUUUUCACGAGGAUCGUGGAUUGCCAUUAUUUUGUGGCCACUGUUUGGGCUGUGGGAGGAAAGGGGAAUUCUCCGGGGGGCGACCGACCCCGGCGUGGCGAGUGAGGAAUCACCCACUGGACUCCCCACGCGCGUUCUGGUGAACCAGGCGGGAGCUCGCGAGACGAGGACAGGGAGAGACGCGUUCGCAAGCGUGACCUUGACCUGGGCAAAAGUCGGCGCGGAUGGGUAAGGGGCCGUCCAUAAAUGACGUCACGCACCUAGGGGGUGGGGGGGGGGGGUCAGACAUUUGUUACGAUGUGUGACGAGGGGGAGAGGGGUUUGAGAAAUGUGACGUUACAUCAAAAUGCGCAACUUUAAAUGAAUAUAGACAACACGUUUGACUUAAUUAAAUAGACUUUUUAAUAAAUGUUUUAUCCUACAACAUCAGAGUGCAGCGGCACAUUAAAUACGCACUACAAUGACAAUAGUUUAA
Messenger RNA from Lethenteron reissneri (Far Eastern brook lamprey), 4334 nucleotides. RefSeq names its product leucine rich repeat containing 70 (gene LRRC70). Gene Ontology annotation, molecular function: protein binding. The record is from RefSeq and is a predicted model, not a curated record. Gene Ontology annotation, biological process: axonogenesis; positive regulation of synapse assembly. NCBI's taxonomy places the organism in Eukaryota, Metazoa, Chordata, Hyperoartia, Petromyzontiformes, Petromyzontidae.